UGGGUCACCAGGCAUCAGGUCAUUUGGCUUGCCAGCGGGCACCGCAUUAUCUGGCAAGGCAGUGGGCACCGGGUCACCAGGCAUUGGAUCGUCUGGCUCGACAGCGGGCAUCGGGUCACCAGGUAUGACAGCGGGCACUGGGUCACCAGGCAUCAGGUCAUUUGGCUUGCCAGCGGGCACCGCGUCAUCUGGCAAGGCAGUGGGCACCGGGUCACCAGGCAUUGGAUCGUCUGGCUCGACAGCGGGCAUCGGGUCACCAGGCAUCAGGUCAUUUGGCUCGCCAGCGGGCACCGCGUCAUCUGGCAAGGCAGUGGGCACCGAGUCACCAGGUACCGGAUCAUCUGGAUCAACAGCGGGCAUCGAGUCAACUGGCCUAAUAGGAUCGUCAGGCUGGAUCAGUUCAUCAUGCUGGGUAGAGGCAUCAGGCUGAAUGCCGGCGUCCGGCUGAGUAGAGGCUUCAGGCCGAGUAGAGGCUUCAGGCUUAGAGGCUUCAGGCAUGCUGAAGAGAGGCAUCAGGGUGCGUACAGGCAUCAGGCCGAGUAGAGGCAUCAGGCUGCGUACAGGCAUCAGGC
Molecule: messenger RNA, 572 nt
Organism: Staurois parvus
Lineage: Eukaryota; Metazoa; Chordata; Amphibia; Anura; Ranidae
Source: the annotation of a GenBank genome assembly